CGCGCCGCCCACCCCCGCCGCCUGCCGCGCUGCAGGCGCCCGGCGGUCUCGGGUCCUGGCCCUUUAAGGCGGGUGGUUGCGGCAGCCGCGCUCGGGGCGGGGCAAACAAUGCGCGCCACUCGGGGCCAGAUCCGCAGCGGUAAGUAGGGGCGAGGCCCGCCUCGGGCUGGGCUGUGUCACUGCACUCCCGGUGUAGGACCCGUCCCACGUGGCUGGGGGUCCCGAAGGGCCCAGUGGACCGGCUGCCCGACCCCCACUUCCACCGGUUCCCGGAGCACUGGGGCCCGCCGGAAGCGACUUUGAGGGAGCAGAGAGCUGGAUGCAGGUGACAUGGCCCUGGUGCCCUACGAGGAGACAGCGGUAAUGGGCUUGCAGAAAUUCCACAAACCUCUUGCCACCUUCUCCUUUGCGAACCACACGAUCCGGAUCCGGCAGGACUGGAGACAGCUGGGAGUCGCCGCGGUGGUUUGGGACGCGGCCAUCGUUCUCUCCGCGUAUCUGGAGAUGGGAGCUGUGGAGCUGAGGGGCCGCCGUGCGGUGGAGCUGGGGGCCGGCACCGGGCUGGUGGGCAUAGUGGCUGCCCUGCUGGGUGCUCAUGUGACUAUCACGGAUCGAAAAGUAGCAUUAGAAUUUCUUAAAUCAAAUGUUCAAGCCAACUUACCUCCCCAUAUCCAACCCAAAGCUGUUGUUAAGGAGCUGACUUGGGGACAAAAUUUGGGGAGUUAUUCACCUGGAGAAUUUGACCUGAUACUUGGAGCUGAUAUCAUAUAUUUAGAAGAAACAUUCACAGAUCUUCUUCAGACUUUGGAACAUCUCUGUAGCAACCGCUCCGUGAUUCUUUUAGCUUGCCGAAUUCGCUAUGAACGGGAUAACGACUUCUUGGUGAUGCUGGAGAGGCAGUUUACUGUGACUAAGGUUCACUACGAUCCUGACAAAGACGUACAUAUUUACGAAGCACAGAAGAGAAACCAGAGGGAGGACUUCUAGUUGGCUGUAAUUUUUAGGAAUGUUGUUAUUGAGCGUGUCGGUGAAGGUCUUAGCCUGGGAAUUGAACCACAUUUGAUGAAAUGGCUCCUGAACAAAAAGUCUAACCAACCAAAGGUUCCCAAGGGACAAAGCACAUGUGCCGUUUGAAAACAAAGUGGCACUUUGUCCCACUGCUGUGACUUCAUAGUCCUGUUUUACUCUGAAAAGUCCAACUAGCAUUAAAGGAAUGUAUGAGAUAUCUGUAUCCCAUACUGCCCCCUCUUGGUAAACAAUUUUCACUGGUGAUAGAAUGAAGGGCUGGUAUAAAAGGGCCUUCAAAGCAGUGAGCUUGUUUCGGUGAGGCUAACCCAUGCAAAUUUUAUUAAAUACAUUCUGAGAUACAUGUUUAGCCCAGUUUUCUAAUUUUCUGAAUAUAAAGCAAGAGGCUUAAUGUAUAUUCCCUGAGCUGUUGAUGCUCUUGAAAUCUUUUGUCUGCCCCAUUUAGGUUUUAAGCAUUACUUUUGGUUACUUGAGAUUAGGAUGUGAGUUCCCUGAGGUCUCAUUUCAUGCUUUUUGGCUUCAUUUCCGAUUUAGGCAUACAAACAAAUGAAGUAAAAGUAAAAGUUGAGUUACGUCUUGAAACCACCAUGUGCUGUGCCUGGGAUGUCGUCUUCAAUAGCUAUAGUUGUCCCCUGGCACUCCCCUUUCUCAGAUGUUGUGUUUGUAUUUCUUUCCUAGGCUUUCCCCUCCUUCGUAUAAUGCAUAAGAUGACGUUGAAAACAGUUCGAAAUCUCACCGCUUCAUGGGAAGAGCUCCCCGAGAAGCUCCUUCCACGUUGUGCUUGUAAUUGCUUAUUCCAUGUCUGGAUUCCCCAGAAGAUGGGGAGCUUCUGGGGGCCAGGACUGGUGCCUCCUCCAGGGCUGCGUCCCAGCAGCCAGUGUCUCAGGGCCAAAUAUUCAGUGAAUGAAAAACUUCAUUCCAUUUAGAGGGUACUGGUAUUUGGGUUAAAUGACUGCUACAUUGUUUUAUGAUUAUCUUUGACAGACUUUAUGAAUGAAGUCUCUCUCUCUCUCUCUCACACACACACACCCCCCCCCCCUUUUUUUUUAAGCAAUGUAAAAGCUUGACAGUUUAAACAAAUUCAGAUGACAAGAAUUAAAAUCUCAGUAUGGUCGAGGGUACUGGAGAUAGAUCUUUGUAAAUCAUCGGAAACAAGACCUCCUUCCUCUUAACCUUUUAAUGACUACCUUGGAUGUGAAAAUACCCAAUACAUUAUUUUCUACAUAUAUUUUAGAGGUUUUACUUUUAAUAAAGAUGAAUUAUGCAUUAAA
This is a messenger RNA of Acinonyx jubatus (cheetah), 2297 nucleotides long. RefSeq names its product methyltransferase 21A, HSPA lysine (gene METTL21A). The coding region runs from base 331 to 987 and encodes 218 amino acids. NCBI's taxonomy places the organism in Eukaryota, Metazoa, Chordata, Mammalia, Carnivora, Felidae. Gene Ontology annotation, molecular function: protein-lysine N-methyltransferase activity. Gene Ontology annotation, cellular component: cytoplasm; cytosol. The transcript is spliced from 4 exons. The record is from RefSeq and is a predicted model, not a curated record. Gene Ontology annotation, biological process: peptidyl-lysine methylation.